AUGGCUUCAGGAGAGGAGUCCUCGUCCUCGAUCGACGACGAUCGCUAUCGGGCCGAAGUGCUUGGCCUCGACGGCGACGAGACCGAAGACCGGAUUGAGGCGCGCCUAAUUACCGACGCCACCGACCUGGGCCUGCGAGUGCCUGACAUCCAGAUCGCCGCGUCGCUGGCCGCCUCAAUCAGCGCCGGAUUCCUGGAUAUCAUUUCGUCUUCGUCUUCGUCGACAUCGACGCCAACGAGGUCGUCACUCGCGCAUAGCUCGCUUCCGGAUGUUGCCAGGGGCAGUGGUGCUGUCACUACUGCGGCGUCCAUUGACCACCUCACGAGCUCCUUUUCCGAUACCACGCUCUCCGACCGCGACCAUUCCGACAGUAUUCCGUCCAUUGAUUCCUCGUCAACCUGCCCGACAUCGAUCAGCUCAUACGACGGCCGACCGUCGCUGCACAAUGAGCGGUAUGCACGGGGCCAGCGCAAUUCGCACUCGGGCGUGGCCAGGUCGACGGAGCGGAAACGGUCGAGUUUCAUCCAUGCCAUCGGCAAGCCGUUUCGCAGGCGUCGGAUGCCGUCGGCCAUCAUCUUGCCGCCGGAUGCGCAGGUUGUGCUGAGAAGAGAAGGCGGGGAUAGUACGAUGCUUGUGGAAACGAAAACGGUGACGCCGUCGAGGGUCGAGAACCCCGCGGCUCAAGAAAAAGUGCAUGUCGAAGUGCCGGUCUUUGACGAGGCGUCGAUGCAGAGGAGUCUGGACAAUGAGCAAUUGAGAGACAUGUUCAGCAGGCACAAGGCCAUCAGGCUACGUUUUGUCCGGCUACAAAAUGAUGUGCUAGACACGUUGAAAGGGAAACAUCUCGCCGUGAUCGCCCAGCAGAAGAUUAGAAAUGAGAGUGCGGAAAGGGAAAAGGAGAAGCAGAAUAACGCUCACAUUGCCCGAAUGGAAGAGCGCCAGCUCGAGAUUGAGAUAGACCAAAUCAAAGAAUUCGACAAAGCGAAACGACACUCUGAAAUCCGCAUCAAACAUAUGGAAGGAUACUUCCACACGCCUAGCCCUCCGGCUUCACCGGCUCUAGGAUCAGAAAAUGGAUCCGAUGCUGCUGCCCGCUCCAACCGAACAGUGACCCAGCGGCAAAAGGAGCAGCUUGCUCAAGAAUACCUUGACCGAGACUCGAUGAACCAGCUGCACGACGCGCGGGUCAAGGUGCUGCGAGAGCGCCAAGAGCGACAACUGCAAGAAACAACUGCGCGUCUCCAGAACGAACUCGAGGCUCUAAUCAACGGCAACACGGACAGUAUAGCCGACCUCGAGCGCGAUCACCAGCGCGAGGAGCAGGAGAUUCUGCAAGCCUUUGACAGCAAGAAGAACAAGCUACGGUGGCGCUGGAAUAUAGAAGAAGCCAUCUUGCGCAAGAAACUACAGCAGCGCGACGGAAAGCCGUAUGGACCGCUACCGACAAUCUCGUUCAGCUGUCCAGACGACGAAGCGCCGAUUCUGAGGAAUCCGUUUGCCGAUUCGCAGACGCCACAAUGA
Talaromyces rugulosus is the source of this 1521-nucleotide messenger RNA. RefSeq lists its product as uncharacterized. Bases 1 to 1521 code for a protein of 506 amino acids. The transcript is spliced from 2 exons. The record is from RefSeq and is a predicted model, not a curated record. Lineage: Eukaryota; Fungi; Ascomycota; Eurotiomycetes; Eurotiales; Trichocomaceae.